Molecule: messenger RNA, 2451 nt
Organism: Cylicocyclus nassatus
Lineage: Eukaryota; Metazoa; Nematoda; Chromadorea; Rhabditida; Strongylidae
Source: the annotation of a GenBank genome assembly
AAAAGUUGUUAACAGUAAUGCAAAACCGCUUCUAGUAAAAAGGGAAGUUGCCAUGGUUGAUCUCAAAGUCGAGGAGUUGUUCGUCUCUGCUGGCAUCAAUCCGCGUUCUCAUUGUCUAGCAGCUUGUAGAAGCAGCGAUCAGUUUGUUUAUGCAUCAAAUGGACAAGUAAUUCUACAAAGAUUUCCCGGGACAUCUCAUGGUGUGAUAGAAGCUGUAUCAGAACGUCAUCAUAAGUCCCAAAUCACUAUCUUGAAGCGGAUUACUUUGCUGGGACAAACGUUCUGUGCAGAUAAAUCCACUGAUUUAUUCGUCAGUGGUGGCGGUGAUGGUAACGUAGUUCUGUAUGAGACGAACUCAUCUCCUUCUUCUGUUAGUCACAUCCUCACAUUAGAUGGUCCCAAAGGUUCUAUUGGCGCUCUAUGUGGCAUCCUAUGUGGUUUGAGACUUAUCAUCGUUGCUUCUUGGGUUGACGAAACGACCUCUGGAGUGCGAGUGUGGUGGUUGAACUAUGCGGAGUCAACAUUUUCUGUCUCUCAUAACUAUGACGUUUCUGAUUUGGGGAAUGCAUUUGUUCUUUCUGCCGAUUUAGAAAAGUUGUCAAAUGGUCGCAUUCUAAUGGCGUUUGGCACUACCAAAAGAACGAUCGAACUAUACUGUGAGACUCUUUGUGAAAAGGAAGUCAAGUCGGUAUUGUCAUUGGUCGGCCAUGAUGACUGGAUUCAUUCGCUGUCCUUCAAUCAUCAAAUUCCAACCUUGCUGGCGACGGCAGGUCAAGAUACUCAAGUAAAGCUGUGGCGCAUCGAUAAAUUGGCCAUAUCGGAAGAUGUUGCUGAGAUAAGCGUCUUCAAGAAUACGUUCACCAUUGAAGGUUCAAACCCUGGUGAUCCCUCACUAACAUUGUCGGUUGGAAUAGAAUCUGUCCUUACGGGUCAUGAUGAUUGGGUGCAAUCGGUUGACUGGGACAGCGAAGGUAAAACACUUGCCACUUCCUCGAGUGACAAAACCGUGAUAGUUUGGAAGGAAACCACGGAUGGACAACUUUGGACAGACACGGUAAGACUUGGAAUAAUUGGUGGACAAGCUGCUGGGUUCUACUCUGCUGUCUUCUCUUCCGAUGCUCAGCAGAUAGUGGCAUCCUCUUAUUUUGGAGGCUUGUACGCGUGGACAGCUCCCAAGACGGAGGAAGACUUGUGGAGUGCAGCACCUGUCUGUAGUGGGCAUGUGGGCGCAGUUCGUGAUCUGGCAUGGCAUCCUCAAGGAAAAUUCGUGUUUUCGGUCGGUGAGGACAAAACGACCAGAGUGUAUCUGAUGCAAAAGAAGGAGUCUGCAUUUGUUGAGGUAGGGCGCCCUCAAGUACAUGGGCACAGCAUGCAAUGCAUAGCAGCAAUCUCAAGAUCAGUUAUUGUUACCGGAGCGGAGGAGAAAAUAUUUCGUGCGUUCGAAGCUCCUGGAACGUUUGUGAAGAGUGUUGUUAACAUUGGCGAACUCGACGAGAAAGAGGUCUUCGGCGAGUUUGUGCCGGAAUACUAUGGAGCUAGAGUGCCUGCGCUGGGACUUUCGAACAAAGGAUUGCAAGAAACCCAAGAAUCCCAACCUGAGAUGAAUGGUGAUGCUCACUGGGAAGAGGGCGCAUUCCAGGCAUCACCUAUGGAACUUUUUGGUCCACCGACGGAAGAUUGUCUACAACAGAACACACUGUGGCCAGAGAUCCAGAAGCUAUAUGGUCAUGGCUAUGAGGUCUAUGCCAUUGCUACUAAUCCAUCCGGCACCGUGCUCGCUACAUCGUGCAAAGCAAGCCAAGCUGAAGAUGCUGCCAUUGUUCUUUGGGACACGUCGGACUGGGGCAAAAAAGCGGAAACUCAUGGACACACGCUCACCGUGACGCAGCUUGAAUGGAGUCCUGAUGGCAAAUUGCUGUUAAGUGUCAGUAGAGAUCGAAAAGCAAUACUUUACAGAGAACACAGCGGGAAUGUCGAUGGAUUUUUAUACGAGAAAGCUUGGUCAUCUGGUAAAGAGCAUUCAAGAAUUAUUUGGUCAUGUAGUUGGUUGAACGAUUCUCAGCAUUUUCUUACAGCUUCCAGAGAUAUGCAGAUUAUUCUUUGGGAAUGUUCCGAGUCAUCCGCUACUGUUUUGAGCAGCUAUAAAUGCCCUCAACCUGUGACGAGCGUUGCUGCCGGCUAUGGCAUCCAAAUAAGUGAUACGAUAGUAGCUGCCGGACUACAAGAUGGAUCUCUUUUGUUUCUACAUAUCAAUGAACAACAAAAGCUGGAUCUUAUACACAAGCUUCAUAUUCCUCCAAUAAUCGUCGAUCAGCCAAUACUGCGAUUACGAUUCAACCCUGUAGAAGGAAAUGUUCUGGCCGUUGCUGGAAGCGAUGGAACAUUACGGAUAUUACGGUUGCAGAUGUAGUCGCAAGAAAACGCAUUGUUAUCACAAAUUGUUAUUGACGU